AUGAACAAGAUUAUUACGUCGUUCGUGGCAUGCCUAGCCUUCGCUAGUGCGGGAUACAUCGAGCACUAUCAGGGUGCCACCAGCUUCACCUCGUUUGAUUUGAAGUCUACCGGCGCCGACGGUGGGUCCAAGCUAUAUAUCAACAAGCCAACACUAACGUACGCUGCAGCGACACUUAAAGGAUCGACCGAUCACGCUGCGCACUCCAAAGUAGUGACGUACGAAACAAAACCGGUCAUUAGCACCGUCUACACGGCACCGGUUACCAAGACGGUGACCUAUACCAGCGCCCCGAUUCAGUACGCAUCCAAUCACCAUUACGUCACACCCGGCCAUGGGUCUGAGUGUGCACUGAAGGAGCAGAAAUUGGUGACUCCCGUUCAUUCCACGGUGUCCCUAGUGGCUCCUGCUUCAACAAGCUACCUGAAACCGGUGCAUUCUUUAUCAUCCUUGAAAGAACACCAGCAUUCAGCCGCACAAUCCGUAUCACAAAGCUACCCAUCGAUCCAGACACAGUACACCAAACCUGCUUACGGUGCCCAGACGACUUCGUUGAAUUCGGGAAGUUCUACUAUCAGUCACUCGAUAUCCCACAACCACCCGACAUCCGGGAGUAGCGGCCAAUACGUUUCUUCCCAAAGUUACGCUCCGUACGGAACUGUAAGCUCGAGUUCAACGUCGAAGGAAUCCUCCUCAAGCGGCUACGGCCAAACAACCACUUUUGGAGCAUAUCAAGACUUCCCCAAACCCGCAUUAAUCGAACAACCUUCGAUUGAUGUGGCACCUCCAAAAAUUAUCAGCGCACAGCAACCGAUUGUCCAUGGAGAACCCGUAUCGCAUACCAGUUAUUUGUCCCACACAGCACCUGUUAUUGCCAGCCACAACAUCAUCCCCUUAAAAACUUCCCAUAGCUUGUCACAAACUCACACCGCUAACACUGGUGUCUGGAAAGAUGUUAGCAGUGGCUACGCCACGACACAUCAGUAUAAUGCAGGUGCGGUUCCCAUCAAGACUUCCCAGUACUACGUGGCACCAGCGGUAGGCCUUCAUUCUUCCACUGCUUCCUCCUCCAGUGGUAGUACCAAACAAAAUGGGCACAGUUAUACCACCACCCACACUCAUGCAGCUCCAGUGAUCGUGCAGAGCCAGCAAUAUUUACCGUCCAAGAUAACAAUUGCUGCUCCUGAAACAUCGCAAACAUUCAGCAGCACUGCUUCACUUUCCCAUGCGUCUUCCUCCACAGCGGCCAAGGAACCCCCGAGAGAGUAUUUGCCUCCACGGGAGUACCUGCCACCAACGCAGGAAAACAAAGGGUCAUCAGGUCACGUCAUUACUAGUGGCAGUGGAUCAUAUGAGGUACCAUUAAAAUUGACCUCCGUUAGCCAGGAAGGUUCCUUCCUCCAGACGAACUCCCACGCUUCGUCGCAGCAUACUUCACAUGGUACGGCCGCGAUCGUGUCUCCUCUGCACGUGACCGUUCAAAAAGCUCCCGUUCUAGUGUCCAUCCCGCCGUCCGACUGUACUCAGCAGCACCACCUCCAACUUCAUUAG
Molecule: messenger RNA, 1551 nt
Organism: Anopheles coustani
Lineage: Eukaryota; Metazoa; Arthropoda; Insecta; Diptera; Culicidae
Product: mucin-22-like
Exons: 4
Coding region: 1-1551 (516 amino acids)
Source: RefSeq, a predicted model, not a curated record